Molecule: messenger RNA, 1162 nt
Organism: Camellia sinensis
Lineage: Eukaryota; Viridiplantae; Streptophyta; Magnoliopsida; Ericales; Theaceae
Product: inorganic pyrophosphatase 2
Molecular function (GO): phosphatase activity
Source: RefSeq, a predicted model, not a curated record
UCUUUCACGGGACUCUUUCAAAACCAACAACAACAACAACUGUACCUGGUGUGUGUAGCUAUAUCAAACACCGUUUGUUUCUCGAGAAAAAAAAAAAAAAAACCCAGUAUCUGAUCUUAGAAAAUGGCAGGAAUUGUGGUGGUUUUCGACUUCGACAAGACGAUUAUCGACUUGGAUAGCGAUAAUUGGGUUAUUGAUGAGUUGGGUGCCACUGAUUUGUUCAAUCAACUCCUCCCUACUAUGCCUUGGAACUCCCUCAUGGAUAGGAUGAUGAUGGAGCUUCAUUCACAAGGGAAAACCAUUGAUGACGUCGCAGAGGUACUCAAACGGGCUCCGAUUCAUCCCCGGAUCGUCCCUGCUAUCAAAGCAGCUCAUGCUUUAGGGUGUGAUUUGAGGGUAGUAAGUGAUGCAAAUCUCUUCUUCAUUGAGACAAUUUUGAAUCAUCUUGGUCUAAGAGAUUGUUUUGCUGAAAUCAACACGAAUCCGAGCUAUGUCGAUGAAGAAGGAAGGCUAAGGAUCUUCCCAUACCAUGAUUUCCAUUCAUCUCCCCAUGGCUGCAAUCUCUGCCCUCCAAACAUGUGCAAGGGUCUGAUAAUGGAGAGAAUACAAGUUUCUGUAGAGGGGAAGAAGAAAUUCAUCUAUCUCGGUGAUGGAAAAGGCGAUUUUUGCCCGAGCUUAAAGCUGAGAGAAGGAGACUAUGUGAUGCCAAGGAAGAACUACCCGGUUUGGGAUUUGAUUUGCCAAAAUCGCGCUCUUGUCAAGGCAGAGAUCCAUGAAUGGAGCGAUGGGGAAGAGCUCGAGCGUGUCUUGCUCCAACUUAUCAACAUGAUUUCCAUGGAAGAGAACGCGAAGUUGUUCGCGGUUGAUUGCAAGUUUGAGACAAUUCCAAUGUCUGCCCAUGAAGCUUUGCCACAGGCUCUUUCGGUUCCACAUUAGUGGUUUUAAUUUGAAUGUUUGCUGAUGAUGCAAAUGCUAAAUAUUUCAAAAUUGUUAUCUUCAACAAUAAAAUAUUUUUGAUAUUUUUUAGUCUGAUCUGAAGUGGCUGACAAAUAGUCUAAUGGUUGAGCCAUCUCAACUUACAUCUUCAUUUACCCCAUAAAUUCAGUGUAGUAGCAAAUAGAUGUAUUUUUUGAGGUAUAGAAGCUUAAAAUCCUUUAUAUUA